AAGGCACUUUGUCGCGUAACUGGGUGACGAGUAUGCUUUGAGAUUGUGAUAAGUGUAGGCAAGGUUUCCAUCAGAAACAUUUGCUAUACAGUAAUCUUGACUGUAUUUGUAUACAUUUUGUUUGAAUGAUGCACACUGUGGACAAAGGAGAUUUUCUAAUUCAUUAUUUCAUAUAUAUAUAUAAUUAAUUGUUAACAAAUGAUGCGAGUAAAAUGUUUUUUUAAAUUUUGGUGAUAAAAUUCUAUGGUUGUAUGUACAUAGCCUUAACAACAACUGCGCGCGAUAGGCACUGAAUCAGAAUUUACUUAUCUUUCUCCUUGCCGGUCGGUUCAUUACGACACUCAAACAAAAACAAUUACUAAUGACCUCAUAAAAUGUCGAAAAUGUCAAAAUUACAGAGACAUCUAAUGUUUUCAGAGACUUUUCAAGAACGCCUUUUACGCGGUACCUGGCCACUAGUGUAAAUUUCUGCGACAUCAAACCUGUAUGUUGCCUUUAGCAUACAUCGGUAAACAAAACUUCUUUAAUUAUUUGCAAGAAUCUGAACUGAAGUAUUGUUUCCACUUUUCUAUAAACUUUGACUUGAUGCUUUUAAUUCUAGAUUCCUGCACUCUACUCAUUGCAGUUGCCGCAGGUUAUGGCUGGGGCUUUUCUGAUGCAGAUGGUUUGGUGAUGUCUGAUAGUAUUCUAGACUUCAUUGGUGAAUUGCGGCUACAAAACGAAAGUGAAUGGAUCUCCGUUACAGAGGCCGUGAAAAAAUUUUUCUUGGAUAAGGUUCCUUGGAGAGCGUCUAGAGGUCUGAGCACGAGUAAUGCUGCGAUUUUCCAGUCAAGCGUCAGUCGAUUUGAGCUAGGAUCUGUUGCCUGGACGCCUACAGGGUUUCCUGCAGGUAUCACGCCUUGGACAGCAGCAUGGCAAGAUAGAUCAAAACCUUACCUGACUAUUCGUCUCAAAGAUGAAACAACUUCAACAUUUGAUUCAGUGGCAUACUCUACGUCUUUAGAAGAUACUUCGUUACAAGAAUAUUGCAGAUUGAUUAAGCGGUACAGAAAUGUGCUGUUCAUGACUGACGACACGAUAGAGGCUAAGCAUUUCAUUUCCUGCUUCUCCCAUUGGCUCAAGACCAUGGACGAAAUUAGAGGCAAGACAAGUUUUAUUGCCAGCGUUGAAGAGAAUGAGAUUUGCACUGCUCAGGAACUUGUGAAACUGUUACGAGAAUAUGGAGCUUUGGUUGAGGUGAAUCGCGAGAGACCGAAGUGCUCAACAAUUAUUCUGAUCGACGUUGAUUUCAUCCUUAAUCGAAAAUUAUCUUCGGAUGUCUUUGUUUGGCUUGGAAAACGUGGAACAGAAGAACCCUUCUAUCUAAGCAAUGGCAUGGAGUGAACAGUCAGCUUUACUAUUUGCAAAAUGACGUCAUCGUACUUGCAUAUGCAACGAAGACAAGGUAAAUAACCCUUACAGUAUAGAACAACGGUAUGUUAGGUUUCCGCUUUUCCUUGCUAUUUGGAGAGUCAAGGUGGUAUUAAUUGUUGGAAAUAUCAUUUAUUUUUUGUCAUCAACUGUCUUGCUUAAAGUAAAGGCGAUUCCUGUAUGCGAGCCGUGCCCAUAGGCCAAAGCAUGGAAACAAAGGAUGGCCAGUUCCUUCAAUGCAGACUUCAUCACUCCCCCCCCCCCCAAAAUGCAGAUACUGUUCUAUUCUCGUUUUCUUUAGCUUCCCCGUCGUUGUUAGUCCUUCCCUAAAUAAAGGAUAGAGCCCAACCUUCAGCUUUCAGAACUGCAGCAAAAUUGCCUUACCGCGGUCGAUAGCCUGAGCUACUAAGGGACAUAUAUUUUGAAGACAGUACAGCUGAUGUUAUUUACAGCUGCUAACAAACCUUUAAGGCUGAUAGAGCGCUAUCCACGAGAGCUAGAAAGAAGACAAAAGUUCCAUGAGACAAAAAUUCCCUUUAUUAAAUCGAACAUCUACCCAAUCUUUAGCACCAUGUUCCCUGCCAGAGUUUGAAAUAACAUAUCAUUUUGAGUAAUCCUGCUCAUGCGACUAAGAGAUGUGGGAUCGGCAGAAUUCAGCUUUGUAUAUCGGAAGUAAAUUGCUUCAGAUCUAGUUUGCCAAAGCAAGAAUAUUUCAACCCUUUC
Messenger RNA from Rhopilema esculentum, 2133 nucleotides. RefSeq names its product cortactin-binding protein 2-like. The record is from RefSeq and is a predicted model, not a curated record. Lineage: Eukaryota; Metazoa; Cnidaria; Scyphozoa; Rhizostomeae; Rhizostomatidae.